This is a messenger RNA of Ogataea philodendri, 2175 nucleotides long. RefSeq lists its product as uncharacterized. The coding region runs from base 1 to 2175 and encodes 724 amino acids. Lineage: Eukaryota; Fungi; Ascomycota; Pichiomycetes; Pichiales; Pichiaceae. The transcript has a single exon. Gene Ontology annotation, cellular component: mRNA cleavage and polyadenylation specificity factor complex. The record is from RefSeq and is a predicted model, not a curated record.
AUGGCGAGCGAACAGGACAAAAAUCAAAUCGAACAGCUACAGGAGGCCGAAAAGCUAGCGUUUGACCAUCCUGAAUUCUUUGAACAAGUUUUGGACACCACUAUAUCGAUUUGUCUGGCAACUCCCCUUAAUGACUUUAAACUACAAUUCCAGUGCCUCAACUUUAUUUACAAGGCGUUCCAUCAAAAGAAAAUCGAAUCCUCUAGUAUAAGAAUACAACAGUCAGCCAAACUGAUAGAUUUGCUAGACUAUUUUAUCAUCAGAAAUGAAGAAAAGUCGCCAAAUUACAUGAUUAUUCAAAAGUGUAUUGAUAUUCUGACUGCCUCCUAUGAUUUAAUAUUUCUGAACAUGAUCAAUAGCCCAGAUGAGAGCGAAUGGGAUCGUCUUACAAACAUCAAAGAAUAUCUAUUAUCACAGCUAACAUCAUCAUAUCCACUUCAACCAUACAACCCAGAGUCAGACUUGUUCAGAUCUAUUGGAUGUAAAAAUUCAAUAAUUAAACUGACGGGAAAAGUUAUCCAAGUACAGUUACCUUCUACAUCAUCUUCUGAGAAAAUUGAAGAUGACAUUUCUGUUUCUAUGAUAGGGAGCACGCACCCGUUUUUGCUGAAUGCCAAUUUGUCCUCACAAGCUCAAAAUCUGCUGGACAGUUUAUUUGUGUUGAUCAACGAAGAUAUAAUUCUUCCAACCGGUGUUUUCACCACAAUUAUGUCUACAUUAAUGACUCUCUUCAAAACAAGAUCCAAAUUUGUAUCCAACAAGUUUAUCAUGUUUGUUUUGGCAUAUGAGUCGCAGCUCAAAUUGGAUCCACGAUUCGAGAAGGAUCAGAAACUGAAAAUGAAGCUCAUAAAAAGAUUCAACGAUAGGAUCGACAAAUGUCUCAUUUCCUUUCUUCUCAACAAAGGAUUUUUAGCAAAAGAUCCAGGACUUAAGACCAGAUUUGAGAACAAGUUCAAUUAUCUGGUGGAAAAAUCAAGGAAACAAAGACAAGGUGGAAUAAUAGAUGUCGACAUAGACGACGAUGAUGAUGAAGUGAAAGAGAUCAAGAGACAGAAAUUGGAAGCAAUACAGCAAAAUGAUAUGAUGUUUUACAAUGAAUCCCGUAUUGCUCGUUCCAACGAUUAUAAAGCCAUAUAUACUUUGAUUAAACCUGAAGAUCAACUGACAGGUUUUGAAAUGUCAAGCAUUCCAGUCCAAAUUUUAAGUUCGAUGGUUAUUGCUGCAUUAAGCAAAGUUACUACCCCAAAAUUAAUCAAAGGGUUGAACAUUGUUUCCGAUAGGUAUAAAGAACUGACUUCAAAUACAGAUAGUGCGUUCGAAGGUGAAUAUUUACCGGCCGACAAGAACUUGAAAAGAAAGCGCGAGGAUAAUGACGAUGAUGACGGUCAAGCUCACAGCCGAGUCAAAUAUGAAGGUGAAAAUGGCGGAGGCAACGACGUUGAUGGAAUAAACGAUGAUGAUGAACUAAAGGGAGAAUUUGUGGUCCCUCUGCCUGAUGAGUUUUCGAUUUCAAGGAAAAAGGAUCAACUCAAACUGAUCAUUGAUAAUUUUAUCAAUCUUUCAGCGAAGAAGAUCAAACAAAGUAAAUCCAGUUCUGAUAAUGCCGGGCAACAGCAAAUGGCUUUACAAAGAGUGGCCAUUCCAAAUUGGGACAAGGAUUCGUGGAUCAAGCUCUUGUCAAGACUUGCGACACGUGGACUAGGUAAUAAAGACCUUUCCGAUUGUGUCAGAGAGACUCUUUUCAACUAUUUGAAAGACGAUGUCAAGAAUAGAAUUGAUGGAGUGAUCGAAUGGCUCAACGAGGAGUAUUUUUCUGAAAUUCAAGCAAAAUCCGAACCUAUUCCUUCACCGGAUGGGUAUUACAUGAAAUACGCAGGAUAUUUCUUGGAUAACCUAAUUCCGUUCUUAGAGUCUGCUGAUCGGAAAAUAUUCAUCAGACUUUUGAGCGAGCUUCCUUAUCUUCAAAAUACGCUGAUAUGGAAGAUCAAAUCGUUGUGCAAGGACCCAGUAAGAUCCAAACUUGGUUUCCAAUCAUUAUUGUACCUUAUCAUGUUUAGACCACCGGUGGUCAAAGACUGUUUAGAUCUCAUCAAGGAGAUGCACGAUGAUCCAAGUAGCGAUGAUGCGCUUCAGCAAGAGUGUUCAAACUACUUGAAGAAAUACAGUCCAAAAUGA